AUGUUUGAUGCAUUCACCACAUUUUCUCAUGCUUCUGGGCUGGUUGCUAACCUUGAUAAGAGUAACCUUUACACUGCAGGGAUUACAGAGGAAGAAAGGAGUGAGUUACAGCUUAUUGUUCAGAUGCUUAUGGGAUCUUUCCCAUUUAAGUAUCUUGGUGUUCCCCUUACUACAAGAAAGCUCUUUUACCAGGAAUGCAAGCCUCUUAUUGAAAAGACAGUUGCUAGAAAAGUCCUGAAAGAAAUUCAGAGUAUUUGCAGAAAUUACUUGUGGAGUGGUAAGAGUGAAGGUAGGAAGGCUCCUGUGGCUUGGGAUAAUCUAUGUUUAAAGAAGUCUUGUGGAGUUUGGAACCUCAAAGAUCUUGUUACUUGGAACAAAGCUGCAGUGGCUAAGCACUUAUGGGCUAUUACUCAGAAACAAGAUAGGCUGUGGAUCAAAUGGAUCCAUGCCUACUAUAUAAAGCAGAAUAUUCUUCUCACUAUGCCCAUCCCUACUAGGCUCUCUUAG
Molecule: messenger RNA, 507 nt
Organism: Beta vulgaris subsp. vulgaris (sugar beet)
Lineage: Eukaryota; Viridiplantae; Streptophyta; Magnoliopsida; Caryophyllales; Amaranthaceae
Exons: 2
Coding region: 1-507 (168 amino acids)
Source: RefSeq, a predicted model, not a curated record